CGCUACCUCCGCCCAGCAGUAGACAAGAGACGGCAGGGAGGUAAGCGACCAUCAAGGGGUUGUAAUUCCUGUUUUUCUGUCCUCGCCCCCAUGGACGAACUGGAUAUAUUGCUGGCUGAACUUGAGCAAACGUCAGUGAGUAGUAGACAAGGCGACCCAGAUCUGCAAACUCCUUCGGAUUAUAGCUUCAUCACAGCAUCCUCUACAAAGUACAAUCCACGGGCACUAGAUGCAACUAGCCCACCACUCUUACAGCCAGUCUACCAGACCCAAAUCGAUGAAGCAGCAAAAGUUGCCGCGAAUGAAACUGACAGAAGUAUUCGGGUUGGCAGCAAGGUACAGGAGAGUCCUCAGGUUACCACAGAAACCCCGCUCCUGAGUCCAAAGACAGCCGCCCAACAGCUCGAUGAUAUCAUGGCCAAUCUGAAUUGUAUUCUCAGUUCAGCCGAGCCAGCAAAGAGUGCGCCAGUUUUCACCAAAGAAGCUGCUCCGCAGGGAGCAGGGGCUAACCUGGACAACAUGCUGGGAGCUUUGGAGUCUGACCUCCACCGACUCGGGGUCAGCACUGAUGCCAAAGGGGUCUGUGGCUCCUGCAAGAAGCCAAUCGUUGGUACGAUUGUCACAGCAUUGGGUUUGACCUGGCACCCGGAGCACUUUGUCUGUGCUCACUGUAACGAGGAGAUCGGUCUGAAAGGUUUUUACGAACGCGACGGCCAGGCGUACUGCGAUAAAGAUUAUCAUGCUCUUUUCUCCCCUCGCUGUGCUUACUGUAGUGGACCUAUUCUCGACAAAGUCCUCACGGCGUUGGAUAAAACCUGGCACCCAGAACACUUUUUCUGUGCUCACUGUGGUGAGAGAUUCGGGAGUGAGGGUUACCAUGAGAAAGGCGGGAAGCCGUACUGCCACAAGGAUUAUUUCAACAUGUUCGCUCCCAAAUGUGGCAGCUGUGAUCACCCGGUUUUGGACAAUUAUCUGUCUGCACUCAAUAGCGUCUGGCACCCAGAAUGCUUUGUUUGCAGGGACUGUCUCACCCCGUUUGCUGGCGCAAGCUUCUUCGAGCUGAAUGGGAUGCCUUACUGUGAGCUGCACUGGCACCAGCGCCAGGGGACACUGUGCAGCGGAUGUCAGAAGCCCAUCAGUGGGCGCUGCAUCGCUGCCCUGGGCCGGAAGUUCCACCCGGAGCACUUCGUCUGUGCAUUCUGCCUCAAACAGCUCAACCUGGGCGGCUUCAAGGAGAAUAAGGACAAGCCUUACUGCGACUCAUGCUUCCACAAGCUUCUCGGCGGAUAUUAGGCACUACCUUCCAAAGUCCCUUCAACUCGUCUAUCGCUCUGCUGCAGGAGCUUCACUCUCCAAUCUGCUCAGAGCCUCCAACAAUAAAGAAAUGCAUGUCACUGCAAACAUUGAUUCCACAGCCAUUCAUCUGCUUGGAGGUCACUAUGAUUCAAUGACAGCCUCUGUUAUGUAAUAAACGUAUUGCUUUCCAUU
This is a messenger RNA of Stegostoma tigrinum, 1488 nucleotides long. RefSeq names its product paxillin-like. NCBI's taxonomy places the organism in Eukaryota, Metazoa, Chordata, Chondrichthyes, Orectolobiformes, Stegostomatidae. The record is from RefSeq and is a predicted model, not a curated record. Gene Ontology annotation, biological process: positive regulation of integrin-mediated signaling pathway; cell-cell adhesion; cell-cell junction organization. Bases 91 to 1293 code for a protein of 400 amino acids. Gene Ontology annotation, cellular component: focal adhesion; cell-cell junction; cytoplasm. The transcript has 9 exons.